This is a messenger RNA of Gregarina niphandrodes, 858 nucleotides long. RefSeq lists its product as hypothetical. The transcript has a single exon. Bases 1 to 858 code for a protein of 285 amino acids. The record is from RefSeq and is a predicted model, not a curated record. NCBI's taxonomy places the organism in Eukaryota, Apicomplexa, Conoidasida, Eugregarinorida, Gregarinidae.
AUGGCAUCCCGCUCCCCCAGUGUAAGCGACCGUCUGUUCAACCAGAGUAGCGGGUCUCUUGAAGAUCAGGUGGCCGCCGUGUUGGUACAUGAGGUGGCUCGCCGCCUCAGUCAGAGUAGUAGUCAGAGUAAGAAUAGUAGCCGCCAUGAGCAGAGCUGGGUUUCUUCCGAGGCAACUGUUCAGGAAGUCGGUGUCGAGGCAAGCCGUGAGGCCGGGGUAAGCCGCGAGGCCGGGGCAAGCCGUGAGGCCUCGGUAAGCCGCGAGGCCGGGGUAAGCGGCGAGGCCGGGGUAAGCCGCGAAUCCAAGCCCAGUGAUGCUGCCCACAACAGCGACAAUGCGAGUCUGGUUCCGUAUCCGGUCGACUGGCAUGUGCCACAAGCCCUUGUGGACAGAAGCUCCAUGUACGAGAAAUGGACGAUGCACAGGAACUGUGUUUGCGAUGGAAAAACAAGAUACCGAUUUGACGACGAAACCAGCAAGUACUUCCCUCACACCUUUAAUUAUCGACCACCUUGCUGCUUCGAGAAAGUUUUGAUCCAAAUAGAAGCCAAUGGAGUAGUCAAAGUCACCAGCGAGGGACGGCUGCUGGCGUGCUUCUCUUACACCGUAUGGAAAGAGGAUUUGGACGUAAUUCAGCGAGAGGAAGAGUGCAUGAUGAAGUGCUUGGGGGAGAACAUCUGGUGGAUAGCAAACGAAAAUGUCAAUGAAAUAACAAUCAAACGAUCAGAACCCGGUUCAAGCUGCAAAUACUACCCGCACUUCACUUCAUUCUGGGAAGCAAAUCACACUCGCACCAACCUAAUGGUCUUUGCGCGGCAACUCGCCGGCAAGUUCCAUGUAAAGAUAGUCAUUUCAUAG